This is a messenger RNA of Protopolystoma xenopodis, 717 nucleotides long. The record is from the annotation of a GenBank genome assembly. Lineage: Eukaryota; Metazoa; Platyhelminthes; Monogenea; Polystomatidea; Polystomatidae.
AUGCAUCCGACUCGACAUCUCCUUAUUUCUGCCCACGCUGAUGGGUUACUUGCCUUUUGGCCAUCUGUCUGCACUGCACCUGGUCUAGCUGGAAUCAACAGCUUUGAAUCCUCCGGCAGUAUGCCAUCUUCUUUUCUUCACCUUGCUUCUGACACAGUGCUUGAGCCUGCUCGAAUUGUCCGACUAGACCAUUACGUCGCUAGCGAUUCUACUCUUACUGAUCAAGCUCCACUUGGCCGGCCUACUUGUCUAUGCUAUCUACACAACUGCCCUGAGCCCACAACAUCAUCACACUGUCUCGUCGGAACUAGCACUGGCUGGCUAAUGCUCGUCGACAUUGAAACCGGUGUUAUGGUAAAUAAGAUUGCGCCAGCUCGAGACGAUGCUGUUGAUUUGAUAGUCCGCAGAUCUCUCGGCACAGACAACGAUACCUCCACUCUGGCCUUACCUCCCUUCUGGUCUCAGCUUGGUCUGCAUGCCCUUGCUUCACACCACACACUUAACAUGGUUGUUGGGGCUCAUCAGGAUCGCCGUGUUCGUUUUUAUGACGUUGCUCGCUUGUCAGGGUCCUGCUCCGCUGGUGUGUGCAUUGAGAGCAUGGUCACACACCUUGAUUCAGUAACUAGCCUUGCCGUCGAUCCACAUGGUCUUUACCUGCUAACUGGAAGUAGGUCACUAAAAAUGAUUUUGUUGCGCCAUCUCCAUAGUCAAUCAUAA